This is a messenger RNA of Cataglyphis hispanica, 2185 nucleotides long. RefSeq names its product cytochrome P450 4g15-like. NCBI's taxonomy places the organism in Eukaryota, Metazoa, Arthropoda, Insecta, Hymenoptera, Formicidae. The transcript is spliced from 8 exons. Gene Ontology annotation, molecular function: oxidoreductase activity, acting on paired donors, with incorporation or reduction of molecular oxygen; monooxygenase activity; iron ion binding. The record is from RefSeq and is a predicted model, not a curated record. The coding region runs from base 283 to 1971 and encodes 562 amino acids.
UAGUAGAAGCAGAAGAACAGCAUUGCCUUAAGUUAUCACUGAUUACUGCGAGCAGAAAAUAUAAAGAUUAGACAUUGUUUUACUGAAUAUUUUUGAUAUUUUUAAGAUUAUCGAUAAAAAAUAAAAUAUUUUUUAUCAAAGUGAUGUUUUAUACAGAAAAUUUUAUAUAAUUUUUUAAAGUAGCCAUUCUAUUAAUUAUAUCAUUAUACGAAAAGUUUAAAAAAUAACAAACGCUCUUAUAAAGAAACAGUUUAUCGUAAUAUACAGUAAUUUAUCACCUCGAUGGACGCGAUUCCAAAAAUGUUCUAUUUACCUUAUAUCGCUUAUUAUCUAUUGGUUGUACUUAUUAUAACGCUAAUUGCAUUGUAUUAUUACGUCGAGACUUCGAGAGCUGUUCGUGUUAUAAAAAAGCUACCAUCUCCACCACACAUACCUAUAUUGGGUCAUAUACUAAUAACUCUUGGAAAAUCUCCAGAAAAUGUAAUACCUGAAGGUAUAAGAUAUUUUAAAAAGUAUGGAUUAGUAAUAGGAGCGUAUAUUGGAACAAAAGUAGUAGUUUUUCUGGCAGAUCCACAAGAUGCUGAAAUAAUUUUAAAUAAUCCUGCACAUAAUGAUAAAGCCGAGGAUUACAAAUUUUUUGAACCAUGGCUUGGAGAUGGUUUAUUGAUCACAACUGGCGAUAAGUGGCGCAGGCAUAGGAAGGCAAUAGCGCCCACAUUUCAUAUGAGUAUUUUAAAGACAUUUGUACCUUUAUUUUAUGAAAAUAGCAUGGAUCUUGUUAGACGGCUUCGCGAUGAAGUUGGAAAAGAGUUCGACUGUCACGAUUAUCUAUCAGCUGUGACGGUUGACAUUUUAACGGAAACUGUGAUGGGAGUCAGAAAAGAAAAAAGACAGAAGACCGGAUACGAUUAUGCCAUGGCUGUAAUGAAAAUGAGUGAUAUUGUGCACAGAAGACAUUAUGAUUUUUCAUUGCGUUCUGACAUAAUUUUUAAAUUUACAAAGUUUGCAAAGAAGCAAGAAAAACUGCUCAAUAUUAUUCACACACUGACAGAUAAUGUAAUUGAAGAGAAAUCUAAGAAUAUCAAAGAGAAACUUAUAAAAGAUCAACAACAAAAGAAAGUGCAAAAUGGUAAACCGGAAAGUUUGGACCAAAAGUUCGCGAUCAAAAAUAAAGGAAAUGACAAAAAUAUUGCUACUAACUACACAAAACUGCAUUAUGUAAGAGAUGAUCUCGAUGAAUUAGAUGAAAAUGACACAGGUGAAAACAGACGACUCGCCUUUCUAGAAAUGAUGUUGGAUUUGAAAAAAAAUGGUGGACAAAUGACUGAUGAAGAGAUUCGAGAGGAAGUAAACACUAUUAUGUUCGAGGGUCAUGAUACCACGGCAGCUGGCUCAAGUUUCGUACUAUGCAUCUUAGGGAAUCAUCAGGAUAUUCAGGCUCGCGUGCAUGAAGAAUUGGAUGCAAUUUUCGGCGACAGCGACAGACAAUGCACUUUUCAAGACACUCUGGAAAUGAAAUAUCUCGAAAGAGUUAUUUUGGAAACUCUAAGACUUUUCCCACCGGUACCUGGGAUUGCCAGAAAACUUAACGAAGAUGUAAAGAUAGUUACAGGCGAUUAUAUCCUUCCAAAGACUGCCACGGUAAUAAUUUCGCAGUUUAUAAUACAUCGUUUGGAGAAAUAUUACCCAAAUCCGACAGUUUUUAAUCCAGACAAUUUUCUACCAGAAAAAAUGCAACAGAGACAUUACUAUGCAUUCAUUCCUUUUAGUGCUGGACCAAGGUCCUGCGUGGGACGAAAAUACGCUUUGCUAAAAUUGAAAGUCCUCUUAUCGACGAUACUGAGGAAUUAUCGUGUCACUUCUGAUGUGAUAGACGAAGAUUUCAUAUUGCGGGCCGACAUUAUUUUAAAAAGACACGACGGAUUCAAGAUCAAGAUCGAGCCGCGGAAGCCAAUGUCUCAUAAUUUAUAACAACAAUCAGAAUUUAACAUUUCCGUAUAGUUAAACAAAUUUAAACAUAUUGUUCUGUAUCUUGUUAUAAGAGUUGGGAACUGUGCAUGCAUACAGGAUAUCUCAUUACUUCCGUAUUUAAUAUUUUUAAAUAUUAAUAUAUAAUAAUUAAAUAUUAAUUUAAAUAUAAAUUAUACUUUAUAUCUAUAUAAAUAAAAGUGCAACAUAUACAAAA